AUGCCUUCGCGCACAAUUGCUACCCCCGCCAUGCCGCAUACCUCUCCUUUAUUCUCACCGUCCUUUCAAAUCAUCGUCGUUCCCCCGGAAGAAGAUCUGGAGCCAGAACAGGUCGUCUUUCAUACAGACUCGCUUCCUGAGCCAGAUCUUGCGACGUCUCCGGACUUUGCGUCUCUUGACCAGGCGCUCGCACGUAUCAAAGGGACUGAUCCCACCCCGUCCACAUCCCGCGGCAAGAUGAACGAAGAAAUUCAAGAGGCUUUGCGAGAGGGCGAUUCGGAGAUUGUCGAGGUCGUCAAAGUGAGGCGAACAUUUUCGCCUGACGCGGAAUCUGCUCCUCCGCUUCCUGAAACGAAGACAAAGACGAAAUCAUUGCGGUCGCGCGCUGGCAGCGCGUUCCGCUCGAUCAAGAACCUUGCCCGUGCUACCUCUCGCAGUGCUACUACUGCUGCCAGCGCCGACAGCAGACCUUACACGCAGGAGGUUUUCGCGUUCAGUCAGAGUACCCAGGCCACUUUUGCGACGGCGCCCCUGCCCUCUGCGCCGCCCCUCUCUCGUCGCGGAUCGGUCAUACUCUCCAAUCUAUUCCGCAACCCAUCACGCACCAGCGACUCAGUCAUCGCGACGUCCUCUACGUCGGACUUCCAGCGCAUGCGCUACUCCGCGGACUUUGAAGACGAUGAAGACGAGCUCGAGGAGCCCAUUUCGAGAGCCCCCUCUCCGUCUCCUUCUAUGCAAACUUUCACGUCUACUGUGCGUCGCCGACUGUCGAUUCUGUCGUUCCAGCGGAAAGCGCCUCCUCGACCCGUUUCUCCUCCAUCCCUAUCCCGAGGCUCCACAGACCCAUCCACUUCGUCCGCUCCUCAGACACCGACCGAGGAGACGCAUCCUCAACCUUCAGCUGAACGUUUCAGCAAAGAAGUUGCUCCAUUGGAGGAAGAAGAUCCGGAUCGCACGAUCGGAGAGAUGCGACUGGAUUCGUUUCACUUCGAUGGUCUUUCGUUUGAUGCCGAACAGUUUUAG
Molecule: messenger RNA, 1023 nt
Organism: Mycena citricolor
Lineage: Eukaryota; Fungi; Basidiomycota; Agaricomycetes; Agaricales; Mycenaceae
Source: the annotation of a GenBank genome assembly